AACAUUGAAUUCUUAAAUCAACAUGGUAUCGGAGCACGGAGAUCCGUCUCUACCUUCUCCUUCCAUGCGUUAACCACGAAAAAAACAAGGAAAUUUUUUUUCCUUUUCGGCUCUGCCGAUCUUCCUUCCCAGCGCAACAACACCAGCCGUGAACAACCAUGGCUGCUUUAUCCCCUGAUCCUAUGAAUUUCCUGCCUACGGAUCUGAAAUUGUUUGUCCGGAAUCUUCAAUCUCUAACUCCGGUCAAGCUUGAUGACACAAAUUAUCCCUCUUGGUCUGCCACCGUUCAUGCAAAUAUUUUUGCUCAUCGCUUACUCGGUUAUGUUGAUGGAUCUGAAACCUCUCCACCGGCUCUUAUUCUUGCUGAGAAGGCUACAGCGCCGGGCAAGGAUGCACCCCCGGUUAUGAAAUCCAAUCCAGCCUAUGAAUCAUGGCUUAUUGUUGACGCUCAUAUUCGGGCCUGUCUCCUUACAAUUGUUUCACCCACGGUUCAGACUCAUAUUCAUGCUCUUCCCACCUCUGCUGCAAUCUGGAAUCAUCUCGAACAACGGUACAAUUCUCUUUCACGCACUCAUAUUUUUCAACUGAAGGAGCGCCUGCACGGUGUCACUAAGGGUACCGAUUCAAUGCAAACGUACUUGGACACUGUUCUCACCAUUGUGUCAUCUCUCAAAUUGGCUCAUGAAGAUAUCUCUGAACAAGAUAUUAUCUUGUGUGUUCUUCGUGGUUUAACGGCCGACUACGCCGCACUCAAACAAAACAUUCACACCAAUAUUGCCACAGUCACUUUUAAUCAGGUCUCUUCCUGGCUUCUCUCUGAAGAAUUGAACCUGUCCUUUGAGAACAAAUUUUUUCUCGGCGACUCUGGCUCUACCUCGUCUGUCGAUAUCCAUAAUGCCCUUUUCACCAAUUCCGGACGAGGGGCUGGACAUGGCCGUGGGCCGUCACGAGGGCGAGGAGGCCCGUACCGCGGCGGUAACCCUAGCAGCAGGGGUGGCCGGCAGCUGCUGGGCCGUGAUGAUCCACGCGGCAGAGGUGGCGGACGAGGGGCGUCUGUCAUGUGUCAACUCUGUGGGAAGCCCGGCCAUGCGGUCUGGAAUUGUUGGCACCGCUACGAUGAAUCCUACACUGGUCCUCCGCAGGCGUUUUAUGCAAGCCAAUGCACUGGAUCUAGUUCGAACUGGCAUCUGGACACUGGAGCAAAUACUCAUGUCACGCCUGAUUUGUCUCGGCUACAUACUCUGGCACCAUAUCAUGGCACCAAUUCCAUCACCACUGCAGGAGGUAACACCUACCCUAUUGACCAUACAGGUUCAGGGCAGGGCUCCAUCUCCACCAGGACCAAGUUGACAAGCUGCUUCGACUCUAAGCUCUGUUUUACUAGGGAUUAUGACAAUGAACAAGCUUUGUCAGAAAGCAGUACAAAGACAAAGUUGGAGACUUACUUGAAUGAUCCUAAAGAGUCACACAUCACAGAUUUUGAUAUAUUGGACUUCUGGAAGACGAAUGAGUCUCGAUAUGGACAACUAUCUUACUUAGCAAGGGAUAUUCUGAGUGUGCCAUUAACAACUGUUGCAUCAGAGUCAACUUUUAGUAUUGGAG
Cuscuta campestris is the source of this 1602-nucleotide messenger RNA. The record is from the annotation of a GenBank genome assembly. NCBI's taxonomy places the organism in Eukaryota, Viridiplantae, Streptophyta, Magnoliopsida, Solanales, Convolvulaceae.